This is a messenger RNA of Dryobates pubescens (Downy woodpecker), 924 nucleotides long. RefSeq names its product sialic acid binding Ig like lectin 15 (gene SIGLEC15). Lineage: Eukaryota; Metazoa; Chordata; Aves; Piciformes; Picidae. Bases 1 to 924 code for a protein of 307 amino acids. The transcript is spliced from 5 exons. The record is from RefSeq and is a predicted model, not a curated record. Gene Ontology annotation, cellular component: plasma membrane. Gene Ontology annotation, biological process: regulation of osteoclast development; regulation of bone resorption; regulation of actin cytoskeleton organization.
AUGAGGGAGUUCAGCUUGCUGCUUCUGUGCCUCCUUCGCGUGUCCAGGAAGGGUGUGCAGUGCAACGGCUGGUCCGUCCAUGUCCCGGCUGAUGUCACUGGUGAGCUGGGGAAGACGGCUGUCCUGCCCUGCACUUUCACACACCCCUACAAAACGUUUGACCGCGCCCUCACUGCCAUCUGGAGGAUCAAGGAACCUUACAACGGCACAGUAGUGUUCAAGUGCGUUAGCCAGAGCGCCAGUGAGCUCUGCAAGACUGCCAUCAGCCACAAGAACAAGUACAAGCUGCUUGGCAACCCCCGGCACAAGGACCUCUCCAUCAGGAUCGACAACCUGACCUGGAGUGACAGCGAGAGGUACUUCUGCCGGGUGGAGCUCGCGGGAGACCUCCACGACAAGUACGAGAGCAGGAACGGCAUCAAGCUGCACUUGAUAGCUGCCCCCAGGAUCAUCAACAUCACUGUCAGCUCCAAUGGGGAUCGCACAUUCCAGGCCCGCUGCACUGCCGAGGGGGAGCCUGCACCUGCCCUCACCUGGACUGGACCACCCUACAGCAACCUCACCUCCACCACCAGCAUGAACCAUCGUGUCACCAAGGAGCUCCAGUACCUGACCCAUGAUGGGAAAUACACCUGUACUGCCAUCAACAGCCAUGGAAGAGCUGAAGGGGCUGUGUACUUCUACAAAUUCAAAGCCUCCAGCAGCAACUUCUUCCUGAUCCUGAUCUUUGUGCCACUAGGAAUUAAAGUGCUCAUUCUGCUGGUGAUGCUGAGCUUCAUUGUUUUCUCAAGAGGAGGUCCCUCCUCUGCCCCAUCCAGCCUGGCUUGGCCACAGCUGCAAGACUCCACCUACGAGAACUGUGACCGCAGGCACGGCAGCAGCCAGACUUUGCCAGCAGAAAGAAGGGCAUCAAGGCACAGCUGA